Penicillium salamii is the source of this 738-nucleotide messenger RNA. Lineage: Eukaryota; Fungi; Ascomycota; Eurotiomycetes; Eurotiales; Aspergillaceae. The record is from the annotation of a GenBank genome assembly.
AUGCUUCGUCACAUCCGCACGCCCCCCAUGCUUCAAAUCAAGUCGAAGGAGGCCCAGCCUCCCCCACCGUCACUAGACCACAACACGACCAAGUCACCCCUCAAGUCCAAUGGCUCGUCCAAGAAUACAUCCUUGGGCGCUGUGAUGGUCUUUAUCGCACGAGCUACCGAUCUGUCGGAUCACCCAUACCCCAAUGCCUCGCUCACCAGCACCCAGGUGCAUGAAUACCUACGCAACCUGCUGGUAAUGACCUCCACCGAGCAUCGCAAGGUCUACAAUAACCUCGGAGGACGCCCCCAUAAGAUUCAAACAAUCAUUCAACCGUCGAACCACAGGCUCCCAUCCAACGGCCGCGUCACCAAGUUCCUUGCAGCCGCACUGGCCGAUGCCCGCGACACCAAGACCGAAUGCAUCUUCGUCCUCUACAACUGGGAUGGCUGGACAACUGACUACUCCACCAUCAUUGAGAUGAGUGCUCAGCACAGGGAUGUGCCUUUCAGCUUGCACGUCUAUGCAAAGGGCCAUGACGUUCCGCGCGAAUUCUACGAGGCCGAUGGCCACAAGGUCGCCGAAUACUUCCGCCAUCGCGAGAAUAUUUCCCAGGAGAGCCUUGCCGAUGAUCGCAAUACGGUUCUUUUCAUUCGCAUGAUCGAGGCGUUGCACAACCUUCAUAAUCAAGUUCGAAUCCCACUUGAUAUCAGGCGUGAUCUUGUGCGAUACGAUUGCCGCUUGCUUUGA